This is a messenger RNA of Xenopus laevis (African clawed frog), 3572 nucleotides long. RefSeq names its product ligand of numb-protein X 2 S homeolog (gene lnx2.S). The transcript is spliced from 10 exons. The coding region runs from base 486 to 2537 and encodes 683 amino acids. Gene Ontology annotation, molecular function: identical protein binding; ubiquitin-protein transferase activity; metal ion binding. NCBI's taxonomy places the organism in Eukaryota, Metazoa, Chordata, Amphibia, Anura, Pipidae. The record is from RefSeq and is a predicted model, not a curated record.
UGCUAUAGAUCUAACCAUUAACCACGGCUCAGUUCCCAGAACAAGGUUACACAAACACACAACUAUCAGUGCAACCUGCCAUCAGGAUAUGGGCAACCGCAAGAAGGGGUUAAGGUCCCGCUUGGGCCAUAGGCGGAGAACGCUGUCAAUCAAGCGCAGGUCCUGCCUUGAAUAGCGGGAUGGGCGGGCCUAGAGGUUUCCCCAGCAACCUGAGUCUGGGUUGCGCUGCAGCGGAGCUUUGGCAGGAGUAUGUCAGUAGCAGCAGCUCUAGGAGGAGGGAGGGGGAGUGAGCCCGGCACCUCUCCCACUCAGGCAUAUUGGGAGAUCAGGACAGUGCUGUGCUGCUCACACAUGCGUCUCCUUUGAUUGCACUGCGCCCGGCCGCUGCAGGGGGACAAGAGCCCAGGCUGGGACACAAAAAGGGCAAUGAUCCCUGUAUAAUCCAAACUGAGGCCUAGUUGCUGAGGAACGCGCAACAAUUCAACAUGACGGCUACCACUGAUGAGCUAGUGUUAAUGGAGGACGAUGCUUCGCUGAACCCGCUGUGUUUCGAGUGUGGUCAGCAGCACUGGACAAGAGAGAACCACCUGUACAACUACCAGAAUGAAGUGGACGAUGACCUGGUUUGCCACAUUUGCCUUCAGCCUCUACUGCAGCCGCUAGAUACCCCUUGCGGCCACACCUUCUGCUUCAAGUGCCUCAGAAAUUUCUUACAAGAGAAGGACUUUUGCCCACUGGACCGAAAAAGACUGCACUUUAAGCUGUGCAAGAAAUCCAGUAUCCUCGUCCAUAAACUGCUGGAUAAACUUGUGGUUUCGUGUCCGUACUCUGCCUCUUGCAAAGAGACCAUGCAACGGUGUGACAUGGAAGCUCAUCUUAAAAACAGGUGUCCGGGGGCCUCUCACCGAAGGGAACUACUGAACCAGCACAGGGCCGGCAAACUCCAGAUCGAAAUUGAAAGUGAGAAUGGAUCGGUACUGAUGGAUCGUUCGGGAUCGCCGGAAUCAGACAAAACUAGGAGUGGAUCGGCGCUACCAGAGAGGAAUGUGACACCAUCUGUAAUGCCUGGAUGGAUGGAGGAACAAGGGUUUGAUAACCCAGCCUUUGAUGAGGGCACAGUAGCUGAUGCUACACAUCCGCCUCCCAGCUUGCCCGAAGGCGAAAUCACCACCAUUGAAAUCCAUCGCUCCAAUCCUUACAUUGAGCUUGGAAUUAGCAUAGUGGGUGGGAACGAGACUCCUCUGAUAAACAUUGUGAUCCAGGAGAUCUAUCGGGACGGCGUGAUUGCCAAGGACGGGAGGCUUCUUGCCGGCGACCAGAUACUUCAAGUGAAUAAUUUUGAUAUCAGCAAUGUGUCACAUAACUAUGCCCGAUGGGUCCUGUCUCAGCCGUGCAGCGUGCUGCAUCUCACUGUGCUGCGGGAGAGACGCUUCGGAAGCCGAGCGCAUGGGCACGGGGACGGCAGCUCUCAGAGAGAUGAGAGUUUUCAUAUCACCCUCAACAAACGCGGCUCCAAUGAACAGCUGGGCAUUAAGCUUGUGCGCAGGACAGAUGAAUCGGGAGUUUUUAUUCUGGAUCUGUUAGAAGGGGGGCUGGCGGCGCAGGACGGGAGGCUGCAUAGCAACGAUAGAGUUCUUGCCAUAAACGGACUUGACUUAAAGCAUGGAACUCCAGAACUGGCUGCUCAGAUUAUCCAGGGCAGUGGGGAACGUGUUAAUUUAACUGUAUCUCGACCUGUAAAGCAGCAACCUGGGAAUAUAACAAGAGAUGUGGGGAACAGUCAGCCCCACCAUCACACGCAGCCAGUGUAUCACCACAGGCCAAGUGCACAUAAGGAUCUAUCCCAGUGCGUUAAAUGCCAAGAAAAACAUAUUACAGUGAAGAAAGAGCCCCAGGAAUCUCUGGGCAUGACGGUGGCAGGGGGAAGGGGCAGCAAAAGUGGAGAGCUGCCAAUCUUUGUGACGAGCGUCCAACCUCACGGCUGUCUUGCAAGGGACAGCAGAAUCAGGAGAGGGGAUGUGCUGCUGAGUAUCAAUGGCAUUGAUCUGACCAAUCUCAGUCACAGUGAAGCAGUGGCCAUGCUGAAAGCCAGCGCCACCUCCUCGGUGGUCUCUCUGAAAGCAAUCGAAGUGGAGGUAGUGGAGGAGCAGACCCAAGGCAAAGAGGAAAUGAGCACAGUUAGUGAAAAUGAAUACGAUGCCAGUUGGUCUCCAUCAUGGGUCAUGUGGCUGGGCCUUCCCAGUUAUUUUCAUAGCUGCCAUGAUGUUGUUCUGCGGAGGAGCAAUCUGGGGAGCUGGGGUUUCAGUAUUGUCGGGGGAUAUGAGGAGAAUCACACAAACCAGCCUUUCUUCAUCAAGACGAUUGUGCUCGGGACUCCUGCUUAUUAUGAUGGUCGGCUCAAGUGCGGGGAUAUGAUUGUCGCCGUAAAUGGGCUCUCGACUGUGGGAAUGAGCCACUCCGCCCUGGUGCCGAUGCUCAAGGAGCAACGGAGCAAAGUGACUCUCAGCGUUAUCUCUUGGCCUGGAAGUCUUGUUUGAACCUUCAGAUUUAAUGAGCCACGUCUCAUGCUUCUGUGAUAGCUGGUUAAAAUCUGGGCCAAAUCUCUGCCACAAUCAUUUGAAUGAUUACUUUUGCAAGAACCAUGUUUGUCCUUCAUAGACUGGCUUAUACCGAGCUGGUAAAACUUGUUUUUCUCACGAAUCAGCUGCGGGAAACGUCUCAUUCAGGAGGGCCCUCUGCAAUGUCUCAAGCCCGGGAAGUUAUUCCUCAUCCUAGUAACGACUUCAGCCUGUUAACUUUGGGCGUAUUCACCUCAACUUUGGACACAGUCACCUUUUUCUUUCUCUUUUCAACCCUGGGUCUAGUCAAUAGUUUCUCUUGCAGUUUGUUAACUUUGAGCACAGUCACCAUUUCCUUGCUUUAACUGUAGGCCUAAUCGCUAUUUUAUUGUUAAUUCUGGUCAUAGUAGCCGUCAUUGCUUGCUCUUUGUUAACUUUAGGUCUGGUCAACAUUUCAUUGCUUUGUUAACUUUGGGCAUAGUCACCAUCUCUUUGAUUUAAAUUUAGGCCUAAUCGUCAAUUUAUUGCUCUUUGUUAACCUUGUACCUACUGGAAUCUUUCCUUGCUCUUUGUGAACUUUGGGUCUAGUCAACAUUUCAUUGCUUUUUGCAUAGUCACCUUUUUCUUGUUCUUUUGCCAACUUUGGGCCUAGUUACACAUGUAGCUUGCUCUUUGUUAAGUUUAGCCCUAGCUAUCCCUUUUAUUAGAUACCUUAGGGCUAAUCAUAAUUUUUACAUGCACUUUCUUAACAUUUCCAUGUCUUGUUGACAUUUAUCCUAUUCGUCUUUUUUGUCUGCUGUUUGUUAACUGCAGGUCCAGUCACCACUUUGCUUGCUCUAAAUUUGGGCACAGUCUUGCUGGCUUUUGGUCACCCUUUAACUUUCUCUUUUUAACUCUAGCUCAGCUAAUGUCAACUAGUUGCCAUUUGGCUUGCUAUUUAAAGGGGAACUCCACACAAACAUAACUUGAGCUUUUUGAAAAGUAAACAUAAUUUCAAGCAACUUUGCAAUAUAC